Messenger RNA from Malaya genurostris, 4287 nucleotides. RefSeq names its product lipid storage droplets surface-binding protein 1 (gene Lsd-1). Gene Ontology annotation, biological process: positive regulation of triglyceride storage; lipid storage. Lineage: Eukaryota; Metazoa; Arthropoda; Insecta; Diptera; Culicidae. The transcript has 6 exons. Bases 2785 to 4035 code for a protein of 416 amino acids. The record is from RefSeq and is a predicted model, not a curated record. Gene Ontology annotation, cellular component: lipid droplet; cytosol.
UUCUAAGAUAUUUUUUUUAAAUAACUAUUUAUUGGAAUCUGAGUUAAAAUUAAAUUAUUAGGAUAUUUGGUUGUUACCAUGAGGACAUCAUUUGCUUCCGCAAUUCUGAGAUUUUUGUGUAGGGAAAAUUCUAAACCUACUUGUAUUGUGUAAUGGGGAAAAGGAACUUAUAUAUUAACUUACUAACUAAUACAGAGAGCGAAUCGAUUCAAUUGAAGAUUGCAUCGAUUUUUGACGAAAAUUGCUUAUAAUAUUAUGUGACAUUACAUCUAAUGGCUCUAUAUUUGUGAGUCUGUGUAACUCAUUUGUACUAAACCAGGGAGGACGUUUCAAAAUCAUUUUCAGAAUUUUAUUCUGAAUCCUUUGAAGCUUUUUCUUCCUGGUGGAACAACAACUUGACCAAAUUGGUACUGCAUAAAGCAUGGCUGGUCUGAAAAUUUGUUUAUAAAUUAACAAUUUGUUUUUUAGACAGAGCUUAGAAUUUCUGUUUAUAAGAGGAUAUAAACAUUUAACAUAUUUAUUACACUUUGCCUGGAUUCCUUCAAUGUGAUCCUUGAAGGUGAGUUUUUUGUCAUACGUUAAACCAAAGACAUCAUAUUAACAAGAUAUCCAGCUCUCACAAUUUCCGAACAAAUCAUUGGCAACAUCAUUUUUACGAGCAUGUCGCCCCCAAGCGAGUCCGCAUCGAAUCUCAUACAUAGAAGCAGGGGAGAAAAAUGUCAAAUUCGUGCGCGCCAAAAUAGCAGGGCUGCGCACCCAUACAAUUGACAGGAUAUGUUGAAUGUGAUGCCGUGCGAUGGCGUUGCUGAACUGAAGAUUGAUUUCGCUCCAAGCUGACAGAGUCUGGUUAAUCCUAAGUAUUUAGCUUGAUCAGACCAUGUCAAUUCCAAACCAUUCAAUUUGAGAAUGUGAUUAUUGUUUGGUUUGAGAAAAGAAGCUCUUGGCUAAUGAGGAAAGAUAAUUAAUUGAGUUUUUGCCGCAUUUGGUUUAAUUUUCCAUUUGGACAGAUAAUCACUGAAAAUAUUUAAACUUCUUUGUUGGCGACUGCAGAUCACUCUUAGAUUUCUACCUGUGGCCAACAGACUUGUGUCGUCACAGAAUAGCGGUUUCUUACAACCAACGGGUAGAUUUGGAAGAUCAGAAGUGAAAAUAUUAUACAAGAUUGGAGCUACGCUCGAACCCUGCGGAACACCGGCUCGUACGGGUAGCAAAUUUCGGUUCCGUGACGGUUCAGUGAAAGUGCCUUCAGUGCGCCGUCAGUGUUCUUUUUUUAUCGGAACCCUUCCGUUCCGUUUCCAUGCUGUUUCCGUUCCGACACAGCCAAUGGAAUGACAUACCGACUUCAGUGAAAAUAAAAAAAUAUCGGUGACGACGAAUUUGAGUUUGCCGGACGGACGCUACACUGACGGCGAGCUGCACUGAAACGGCACGGUGCCGGAUAGGUGUAAAUGCGCGCAUAGAAAACGAAUGAAAUAAUAUCAGUAUCCGUGCACGGUGUCGUGCCGGCACUGAACCGGACCGGAUAUGUGUGAAUAGUCCUUUAAAGUUUAAAACUGUCGAAAAUUAAACGCCUGUAUCCGGUGGUAAAUAAACAUAUCGUGUGAUAUCAAAUUUUUUGUGGUGAUAAUAUACUCAAUGUGGCUUCAAUACAUCAAUCCAAUUGGCAUAUUUUCCUUAAUUGUUUAGACAAAAGCGCAUUUAGGGGCUAUUGUUAACCUUCAAGCGCAACUAUCUGCUCCUUUUCUGUGUUUCAUCACAAAAAAGUAAUAAAAUAAAGAAAACCAAUCUUUCUUUAACAUUGCUACUAAAGCUUUGGAACAUCAUUAAGAAAUCAGAUGCCAUAUAUUAAAUCGUUUUUGACCUGCAAUACACGAUCGAAAGUAUUAUCAAUACUUUUUGUAAUGACAACAAUAUGAAUAAUAUAAUUUCGUAAGAAGUAAUGAAAUAAGUUUCCUUAGCGGCCCGUUGAGGAAACUUCAGCUGUUUUUUCAAAGAAGGACGAAUCUUACAAAAGUAAACAAAUCGAGUUUCUCUCUCCUACCAAUAAAUUCUUCAAAAUCCUACAAUUUUGCCUAAAAAAUCGGAUUCUACAAAAAUCUCAAUCUUAGUAAUACAAAGAACUAUAAAGGGCGAAACUGUCAUUCCAUUUGUUUACGAAAGUUUCGCCCUCCGUGUUCCAUGCAAACAAACAGGGCGAUACUUCAAUUCCUAAUAAGGAAGGGCGAAACUAUUUGUUUUCUUUAUUUUUGAUAGUUUCCGAACCUUUUACUACUGGAAAUAAUAAAUGAGACGAUAAAAUUACCCGAAUAUUUAUCUUAGUCACGAAAACCAACUAAUUUCACAAAAAAUGCGCAAGGGCGUAACUUCAUCAUUCACACAGAAAGCAUAAAAGUAAACAAAUCGAAAAAGGGCGAAACUCUUUUUAUGUUGAUUUAUUCAGUAGAUAUAGAAGGAAAGUGGUAAAAUUUGCAUACUUUUUAAAGAUAAACGAACAGAUCAUCGACUAAUCAAAAAUUGAUCUGAGAAUAGACGAUGAUUUCUAAAUACGAUUUGAAACCAAAGUUGAAACAUUCAUCGAUGUUUUUCUCCAUUUGCUGUCAAUGUUAGAUUCGCCGUUCUUUGGAAAACAGCUGACUUAUUUCAUUACUUCUUACGUCCUUUUAAAACUGUAUCCUCGAAGCCCGAGUCAAGCUACAGAGUCAACUGAAUUAAUUCUAUGUUGGUAUUAGUGUCAAGUUUCAACAAGCUAAAAUUUUUACCUGUUUUGGUACCUCUUCUCCCAUAAUGAUUUUAUUCCAAACAACGGCUUACUAUUUCUCCAUUAAAAUUAUCACCUCAGUGCAUCAACAAUUGAAGCGCCAGAACUCGGGACUCCCGCGAAUGGAGUCAAUUUCGCGUUUUGGCAGUAUCCCGGUGGUCGAAACUGGAAUAAAAACCGCUGGAACCGUUUACAACAGAGUUAAGACCAGCAAUGGACUGUUCAACUGGGGAUUGGAAACAGCCGAGGCUGUUACGUACGCUCUGGUCGACUCACUGCGACCAGCCGCCAAGCUGAUAGAAGGUCCACUACAUCAUCUGGACGGUCUGAUGUGUCGAAGUCUGGAUUUUGUAGAGCAGAAAGUACCAUCGAUGUACCUGCCGCCGGAGAUGAUGUAUUGGAACACCAGAGAGUACAUGUCAGAUCAUCUAGUGAAGCCGGUGUUGAGCCGGACUAAUUCUAUGAAGCGUAUUGGUCAUGCAGUGUUGGAUUCUCGCGUUUCUAACUAUGCCGCUGGUAGAUUGGACGGCGCGUUGAGCGUUUGUGACAAGUACGUGGAUAGAUUUUUGCCGGCCGAACCAGCCGAAGAUCAACCGGAUGGCGGAAAGGUAGCAGAUGACUCCAACGAAACUCACGUCAUCCAAACAAUUCACCGAGGUCAACGGAUCUCACGAAAACUGAAACGUCGCCUUACAUUUCGGACUCGACAAGAACUAAGCGCUCUAAAAAAGCAAAGCACUGAAGCCGUGCAUGUUGUAUUCUACGUAGCCGAGCUGGUGGCCACAAACCCACGACUGGCAUUACAGAAAGGCGUCGAGCUGUGGAAAUAUCUAAGUGCUGACGAACCGGAAAAUCAAGAGCGACCGGAAACCCUAGAACACCUUGUAGUACUCCUUACGCGCGAAUCAGCCCGCAAAUUGGUGCAUUUAAUUAAUUUUGCUACCACUUCGGUUACCAAAAUUCCUAGAACGGUUCGCUCACAAACCCGAGAACUACUGCAUCACUUUCUGUUUGCCACUGAUCGACUUAUCAAGGCGGUGCAUCUGGAGAAGGCCAAAAACGCUACACUUACUGAAGCAACAGGCUUAGUUCACAAAAUUCAACAUACCUAUGACGAGCUGCAAACUCAAACUAAUCUGGCUUUGGAACGUUUAGCAGUCUUUCUGUCCGGCCGGUUGGAAGCGGAAAAGAUCACAACCAGCGACAACCCGCGGCGACGAAUCCAGAAUCGAACUAACCAUAACCCAGUGCAUUCUAGCAUCAAUGGCGUUUAUUAGUGUGCAGACAGCGGAAGUGCUCCAACAACAGCUCCAGGAGGGUAUUGCCGGACCACUGGGCGAAGAUGAUGUGAGAGAGUGGAUCUGAACAAAAAGUUUCGUUGGAGCAGACUAUUUUAGCAGCAACAUGAUUUACAAUACAUACAAAUAAUCUUAGUUUAUUAUAAGACAUCUGACAAUUUAGCAUGUUUGCGAUCUGCGAUCACUUUACAUUUUUGAGCUGUAGCUCGUGAAUAAAUUACAUUAUCAAAA